This is a messenger RNA of Leguminivora glycinivorella, 4379 nucleotides long. It is a transcript of the gene Top1, whose product is annotated as DNA topoisomerase 1. Gene Ontology annotation, molecular function: DNA binding; DNA topoisomerase type I (single strand cut, ATP-independent) activity. Gene Ontology annotation, cellular component: chromosome; nucleolus. Bases 115 to 3087 code for a protein of 990 amino acids. Lineage: Eukaryota; Metazoa; Arthropoda; Insecta; Lepidoptera; Tortricidae. The transcript is spliced from 10 exons. The record is from RefSeq and is a predicted model, not a curated record. Gene Ontology annotation, biological process: DNA replication; chromosome segregation; DNA topological change.
CAUGCGUAUUCGUCAUUUCACUACACUUAGAAUUUGCGCUGUCUGUUGGCUCGGCCACACUUCUCAUGUAAUCUCUCUCAUUAUUCGGGCCAACGUUGAGUAUACGUAGGCAAAAUGAGUGUUGAAAACCCAGUUAGCGACAAUGAUUGUGAGUCAGGAAAAGUAAAUGGCAAUAAAACUGAACACGUGAACGGUAUUCACAACGGAUAUAGUAGUUCCGAGAAGCACAAAAGCAGCCACAAGUCAUCAAGCAAAGAUAAGCAUCGCGACAAGGACCGCGACCACAAGAGCUCCAAGCACAGCAGCAGUUCGAGCAGAGACAAAGAUAAAGAGAAGCACUCCAGCAGUAAGAGUCACAGCAGCUCCCAUAAGUCCUCAAGCAAAGACAAAGACCGAAGUGAAAAAGAUCGCAGUGACAAAGAGCACAAAGAUCGCAGUGAAAAAGAGCAUAAAGAACGCAGUGAAAAAGACCAUAAAGAACGCAGUGAAAAAGACCAUAAAGAUCGUAGUGAAAAAGAUAAAGACCGCAGUGAUAAGGAUCGUAAAGACAAAGACAGAGAGCGCAGCGACAAGGACAAACACCGCAGUGAUAAGGACAGACAUAAGGAUAAAGACCGGAGCGACAAGGACAGGAGUGAUCGGGAUAAAGAUAAGCACAAGAGCAGCAGUAGCAAUGGUGAAAAGAAAUCAUCAUCCUCGUCUAAAGAUAAGGACCGGGAGCACAAGACCUCAUCUUCAUCAAAGGACAAAGAUAAGGAACACAAGUCAAGAGACAAAGAUCGUGACCGUGAAAAAGACAAGGACCGACACAGAAGUGAGAAAGACAAGCACCGCAGCGACAAAGACAAACACCGCAGUAGUAAAGAUAAAGACAAGCAUAGUUCCAGCAAAGAAAAGAAGAGUAGCAGUGACAAACAUGACAAAAUUAAGGAUGAACCCGAGUCUGAAGAUCCUUUGAAGAUUGAGCCUAUGCAGUUGGAUGAACCGGAAUUAAAAUCUGAGGUUAAAGAAGAGCAAGAUAGUGAUGAUGGAUAUGAUGCGGGUGCUGUCAAUAACACAACUGCCUCGUCUUGUGACUAUUCCCUGUCCCAGUUCAAAGAUGAGCCUCUGUCAGAGCUGCCUCCUGAGGAGGAGAGUGAAGAAGACACUCCACUAUCAGCACGCAUGGCACCUAAGCGUCGGGCCCCCAGUGAGAGUGAGGAUGACACUCCAUUGACCAUACGGAAAAAAACUAAGAAGAAAAAAGUUAAAAAAGAAUCUGGGUAUGAUGAAGAGAUGUCAGAUGAUGAACCAAAACUCAAAAAGAAAGCAAAGGCAAAGCCAGUUAAAGUCAAAGCUGAGCCUGAAGAUAGUGCAAGCCCCACCAAGCGGAAGAAGAAGCAAGAAGAGGAAGGAGAAGUCUGGAAAUGGUGGGAGGAAGAAAAGAAGGAUGACGGAACUAAAUGGAAGUUUUUGGAACACAAGGGACCACUGUUUGCUCCAGAAUAUGAGCCUUUGCCCGAAAAUGUCAAGUUCCGCUAUGACGGUAAAGUGGUCAGGCUGUCCGAGAGCGCAGAAGAGGUCGCCGGGUUCUACGCGCGGAUGUUGGACCACGACUACACCACCAAGUCCGUGUUCAACAACAAUUUCUUUGCCGAUUGGCGUAAAGUGAUGACCCAUGAGGAAACAAAGUUAAUCAAGGAUCUCUCCAGAUGUGAUUUUAAAGAAAUGCAAGCCUAUUUCCAGAUGUUAUCUGAAAAAAAUAAAAACCGCACUAAGGAAGAGAAAGCAGCAUUAAAGGCUAAAAAUGAGGAAAUUCAGAAAGAAUACGGAUUUUGCAUAAUAGAUGGGCAUAAAGAAAAAAUUGGUAAUUUCAGAAUAGAACCUCCAGGACUUUUUAGAGGGCGUGGAGAGCAUCCGAAAAUGGGUAUGUUAAAGCGGCGAGUUAUGCCAGAAGAUGUGCUUAUAAAUUGUUCUAAAGACAGUAAAAUACCCAAGCCACCAGCAGGUCAUAAAUGGAAAGAAGUCAGGCACGAUAACACUGUUACAUGGCUAGCAUCAUGGACCGAAAAUGUGCAGGGGCAAGGAAAGUAUGUUAUGUUGAAUCCUAGUUCAAAGUUGAAAGGUGAAAAAGAUUGGCAAAAAUACGAAACAGCAAGAAAGUUGCAUAAGUGUAUUGAUAAAAUCAGAGAAACUUAUCGCAAUGAUUGGAAGGCAAAGGAAAUGCGUGUCCGUCAAAGAGCUGUGGCACUCUAUUUCAUUGAUCGACUCGCAUUGAGAGCUGGUAAUGAAAAGGAUGAUGACCAGGCUGAUACUGUUGGUUGUUGUUCACUGCGUGUAGAACAUAUUCAAUUAUUUAAGGAAAAAGAUGGCAAAGAACAUGUGGUCAUAUUUGAUUUCCUGGGUAAAGAUUCCAUUAGGUACUACAAUGAGGUGCCGGUAGAGAAACGGGUGUUUAAGAAUCUCGAACUAUUCAUGGAAAACAAAAAAGACAGUGAUGACCUGUUUGACAGGCUCAACACGCAGACCCUAAACGAACACCUUAAAGAUUUGAUGCCUGGAUUAACUGCUAAAGUGUUCCGUACCUACAACGCAUCUAUAACACUACAAAAUCAAUUAGACGAGCUUACCGAUGGUGACGCGUCGAUACCAGAGAAGAUCUUAGCGUACAACCGCGCCAACCGAGCCGUGGCCGUGUUGUGUAACCAUCAACGUGCUGUGCCUAAAGGUCACUCUAAAUCAAUGGAAGCCUUGAAAGAAAAGAUCCAAGUGAAGCGUGAGCAAGUGGAAGAGGCCGAGCAGGAAUGCCGGGACGCCGCCAAGGCCGCCAAGCGCGGCUCCGCCAAGGAGAGGAUUAACCACGAUAAGAAGAAGAAGGCUCUUGAACGUCUGAAGGAACAACUGAAGAAACUAGAGCUUCAGGAAACUGAUCGUGAUGAAAACAAAACCAUUGCACUUGGAACUUCUAAGCUCAACUAUCUCGAUCCGCGUAUAUCUGUGGCUUGGUGUAAGAAGCAUGGCGUGCCGAUUGAGAAGAUCUACAACAAGACUCAGCGCGACAAGUUCCGCUGGGCGAUCGACAUGGCCGGCCCUGAAUACGUUUUCUAGGUACAUGUAAAUCAUGUAAUGCAUUGUUCAACAGUAGCUUCAACCCCAAAUGCAGCUCGCCAAGUCCAUAACAUAACAAAGGCUAUGAGUUGAAAGGGUUUCAUUUGAAUCGACCUGCAAGCGUUCCAGUUUUUUACGUACCCUUUUAUGAACUAUUGACCAUAAAAAUUAAGUGUGAUGUUUUGUAGUAUUCCUAACGUUUUGGACCCGAAAGAUCGAAAUAUUGUUCCUCAUAAAAAGGAUCCAAAUUAGAAGUCUGAUUCUAAUUUAUUUUAUUUAGAAACAUUAGUUUCGACAUUAUUUUAGUAUAGGCUUAGUUAAUUUAAUAUUAUAUACCUUCUGCAAUCUGUUAUCAUAUGUAUAUCUUAGAUUUUCAAUAUUUUCUAUUUUAGGGUCCCCCCACAUCUAGCGUCGCGUCGGGCCAACUGUAUGGGCAAAGCCUAACGCCGCGUCGACGCGGCGUCUUUUUCCUUACAGUUGGCCCGACGCGACGCUCGCGAGACGCUAGAUGUGGGGGGACCCUUAAAAAUACACCCUCUAUUGGUGUGUAAUAAGUUUCAAGACAACAUAGACUAGUGAAUAUUCAAAUAAAAAAGUGAGUAAGGCAGUUAUGGACUUUGUAUUUUUUUAUCAUAAUAAGAAGCUGUGAAUUAAGCAAUGGUUUUAAAUGCUUUCGUACUUUUAACUUUUAAGAGCGAAAUGGUUUAAGACUAGUGCUACUAGCUGAAUGAGACAUGUAAAUCAAAAUUAUCAGCGUGAUAAAAACGUUAAUGCAUUGUGAAUGAAGAUUACGUACUUUGGUUGGUGUAUUGAAACUAUCUAUCUACUUAAUAUAUAACUAUUCAGUAAUAUGUACUAGGUAAAUUUAGCGUACGUGCUUUAGAGUUAAUAGAUAGAUUACAUCAGUCGGAGUUAAGGAUAAUCUUCAUGUGUGUACAGUCAAAGAUAAAAACAGUUGUUUUAUAUUUUUACGGCUUUUGACGGCACGAAUGUGUAACCAUCUCACCUGUGAUAAGGGUAACUAUUCACUGUUGAAGAUGUGAUACCGCAUGUAUUGUGAACCUGCACAAUGUGCACCGCACUAGUUAUAACAUUAUCAGGGAAAUACACUAUGUAUUUUAUUUUUAUAUAAUUAAGAUCGAAUACAGUGGCAGAACAAAGCCGUCAAUGUUACGAAAGGUACAAUGUUAUAGAUAAAUUUGUAAUAUUACUUGUCUUGUAAAUAGAACAUUUUUACCAUGUCAUGCGAAUGUAAAAUGAGAUUAUCACAAAUAAAACAUUGACUCUAGGAA